This is a messenger RNA of Aspergillus clavatus NRRL 1, 2307 nucleotides long. RefSeq lists its product as uncharacterized. The coding region runs from base 1 to 2307 and encodes 768 amino acids. The transcript has 2 exons. The record is from RefSeq and is a predicted model, not a curated record. NCBI's taxonomy places the organism in Eukaryota, Fungi, Ascomycota, Eurotiomycetes, Eurotiales, Aspergillaceae.
AUGGCGCUGCAAAAUAUGCUUGUCCUUUCAGAUCGUACCGAGUCCUUGGUGCUAUCGUCUGCUAUGGGUGGUGUUGAAAAGGGACAUCAUGCGCCGACGCCCGCUGCCCUCGCCUCCCCGUCACUCUUUCCUGACAAUGGCCUUCACCUCACUGAUUCUUCCGAGUCUUCCCUAUCCUCUUACAUGCCAGUAGCUAUUGUCAGUUACUUCGAUGGGAACGAGACUGUCACUUCUGAGAAUUCAGAUUCCAACGACCAUAUAUCUUCAUCCGCUUCGCUCUCAAACGGAGUGAAGAUGAGGGACCCUCAACCGACCGCAGACACAGCAAUCGAGUCCAUCGAACACAACAGCGAGAUGACUGGCUCUGAUGGAAUCAGACCAAGAAAGAAACGGACUGGGGAUCCGAUGUACGUCUCAGGCGACAUUUUUGAUGAAGAACCCAUGGGUUCGUCAGAAACAGAAACAACCAGAGACGAGAACAGUCGAUUCAAGAAGCGGCGCACCUCGGACUCUUCGUAUACCCCAGGACAGGACGAUGCACUUGCUGAUCGAGAGGGUCAGAUCCUUCUGGGAAUAAAUAAGGAUGGACUGAUCGCUACGAAGAAGAAACGGGUUCUUGAUCCAACAUAUGUUCCUGGCAAGGAUGAUGAUGCAUAUGAGGAAGAUGAGGUCCUGUCGCCUGGUUUACUCAGAGAUGGCAUGAUUACGGCCAAGAAGAAGCGAGUGCUUGAUCCAACAUACAUCCCUGGCAAGGAGGACGAUGAUGCGGAUUACGACGACGAGUUCAUUUCAAGGGUGGCCAAGGAUGGGACAGGGAGAAAGAAAAGACGCACUCUAGACCCUACUUUCACUCUUGCGAAAGAUGGCCAAGGGGCCAACCCUUAUGUUUCUCCAAAAUCACCCACCAUCGAUAAGGGUAGAUCUCCUGUGAGACGAACGCCGAGGAAGAGAAAAGCGGCACCUGAUGUUGGAGCAAGGUCUUCACCAACACCCAGCAAGGAGUCACCUGCUCGAGCCGCGAAGAAGAAGAAGAAAACCGACUCGAAUUUGCGCCAAACAGCGCCAUUGUCUCCAGCCCUUACAGAUCCUCAGUCUGGAGAUGCAGAAGCGGCCAUAGUCACCAAGAAGCCAUGGGAGACUGUCGACGCCAACCUGCAACCGAAUCAUCAUUUGGCAUUGGAGGCGAAGUCCGUCCUCACUGAGGCUGCGGAUGAGAGGAAUAAGUCUCUCUUCUCGCUCGCUAACACUCAUCGAGAUUCGCAGUCGAUCCCCCCUAACGGUUUAGCAGGCAAAUCCAAUGACAAAUUUGGUUCCUCGGGCAAGUCCGAUCCAGUUCAAAAGAAAAUCAAGACUGAGGACAUAACCAAAAGAAUUUCAGAUUCCCCUGCCCAUGCUUCCGAAACUCUAGUAGCCCAGAAAGACGAGGCAACAGAUCUCAAAGAGAGUUUAUCAAUUGAAAGAGCCAAACGCUGGGCAACUGCAGUCAAUGUGCCGAAGGACCUUUGGAGCCAAGGAGAGAAAGAUCUCUUCUACCGAAUUGCCAUGAGAGGCUUCGAACCUUUGCUACCAAAACAGUGGCACUAUGAUUUCUCCACUCUCCCUGACUCUCUGUUUACUAUCUCAAGAGAAAUGGCGGCAUCAACGAUCGCUCCAGCCAGAGGCUCAGAGUUCUAUGCGAUCAAAUCACUUUCUGAUCUUUUUACUCUCGGUGGCCAUGUGAGGGACUGCAGCCUACUAGGCAUUGCGCCAGAGCUCGUCAUCAAAAGGGCAAUCAAGCGAUACAUACGCUGGGCUUUUAAUGAUGCGGGCCUAUGCAUUAAUGCUGGUGCAAUACCCGUGCAUACCAUAUGUGCCCGAAAAACAGAAGAGAGCACCGUCAACGCUGUGAUGAAGGCAAACCGUCGCCUUCAGAAUCUAGCUGAUCGGUUUCAGGAUACCCUCAGUCCAUCCAUGACAGUGAAGUACCGUGCAGCACCUGCAAAACAGACUAGAAAGAAGACUCAUCCCGUUGCAAGGUCCCUCACCUUUCCUGUACUGAUAGGAUUCGUCAUCAGUGGCCCGGUGGUCGCUAUUCUAACCCUGAACUCCGAUCCUUCUGCCGCAAAAGCUCAAGGAGGCAAAGCGGACAGCAACUUCAUGUGCCAGUUUGACCUAGGCGAACAUGGUCAAGAUGUCUGGAACUCACUUGCAGUAGCAAUUGCUGUGAUGCAUAUCCGUCACACCACGGUUGGACUUGCAGGCAACAGCCCAGCUGGGUAUAUUACGACUACUACCGACGCGCAACUGGACUUGGACAGAGAUCUUUGA